Fusarium graminearum PH-1 is the source of this 474-nucleotide messenger RNA. RefSeq lists its product as uncharacterized. The transcript has a single exon. The record is from RefSeq and is a predicted model, not a curated record. The coding region runs from base 1 to 474 and encodes 157 amino acids. NCBI's taxonomy places the organism in Eukaryota, Fungi, Ascomycota, Sordariomycetes, Hypocreales, Nectriaceae.
AUGGAUGUCCAUAUGCACCACGGCCAAUGGGCGCGCCAUAUCCAUAAGGAUCCUCCAGAUUGGCGGUGGGUGGCGCCGCACGAUCGCGCCGCUGUCGACGGACAGGUUGUCUGGGCUCCUCUUCAGGUGAGUAAGGAUGCUGGGGAGGACCUGGUGGUUGACGAGUUUGUAACUGAUGCGACUGGUGGGGCGGCAGUUGACGAGAAGGUGGCUGGUGGUGAGCUAGCUGUUGCUGCUGAGGGGGGAAUUGGUGCUGCUGUUGUUGUUGUUGUGCGUAUGGGUGGUGAGGAGGGAGUUGGUGCUGACGCGGAGCCGGUACGUGAUGGCGAUAACCCUGAUCGUGAUCGCUUGUUGAAGCCGAGUCAGACGGGCCAAGACCGUCGUCGUCGUCGUAGUCGUCUUCGUCGUCGUACAGGUCGUCAGAACUAUAGCCCUGGCUGCCUGUUUCUUGAGAAGAGUCGUCGCUAUAAGUAG